Messenger RNA from Amoebophrya sp. A120, 8120 nucleotides. Lineage: Eukaryota; Dinophyceae; Syndiniales; Amoebophryaceae. The record is from the annotation of a GenBank genome assembly.
AAAAACGCGCAUCCAGCUUCUAGUACUAGAUGCUUUAUUCUUUGUUGAAUUUAUUGCACGCAGACGGGCGUAGUUCGUAAAUUUGAAUUUCUACACGUCGACUUCGAGAACUUUCAUUCGAUCUUGUCCUUUCAUUGAUUUUGCCAAUACAAUUUUUGAGUACAACCCGUAAACAAAGUCAAAGAUGGCAGACCACGAGGACAGCAGUGAAAAUCAGAUGGUCAUCCCGAAGCGUGUCGGAAUCGAAGGCAUGGGUAGUUAAGGGCGAGGUUCUCCUCCUUGUUGCUGAAAACCACUCACCGUCUUCUGUAGACAUUGCAGCAACUGACGCUGUGAAACAAAUCAAAGAAGAAACCAGACGAGGACGUCUGUGCAUCGAAGAUGGAAGAAGUAGACGGCGCUGCUAGCAGUGGAACGUCGUCGAGGCGAGGAAGAGGUUGGGUAUGUACAAGAACUACUUCGACUUCCGAACCUUUACGGGUCGGAGAAGGCGCGGCGGCCGCAAUGAGGAGCUGCAGCUGCCCGAGUAGACACAACAAAGUUUUUCACCGGGGGAGAAGAAUGAGAAUGAAGACAUCGCCCGAAAGUAGACUGCAUGGAAACGACAACUACUCCCCCGCCCCCGUGACCGUGAGGGGAUUUUCAACAUUACUAACUGCAACUUUGAGCAGCUGUUUGGCGAAUUCCACCUUAGCGUCGGCACUGCUGUGGUGGAAAAAGAGGAGGAGAAAAAUAAAAACAGCAAAUAGAGGCGGAGGCGGAGCCGCGGUUCCCGCUCCGCCGAAAAUACAAGCAAAGCCCAUGAUUCUACACGAUCGACAUCACUCCUGGAGGUUUGUUUCAAGAACUACAUACCAGCAGUUUCUCCACUUUCUCCUCUGUUCCUGCCUGUCAGCUAGCACCAGGCUGAUCUACAUCUACUUACUUCUGCACCACCCCGCUUCAAUAUUCCUCUUCCCCACGACCCCCGUCAACGCCCAAAUGACCAAACCGCCGACCACGUCAACGUUAGCGCUUUCCAACGGAGUAACCAUCUACCACCCGAUUCUGCAGACCAACCAGACGCGGUGUUGGCCGCUGAAACGGAGCUUGUGCGACACCUACCGCCACGGCAACCCCUGGAGCUACGGGGAGUUUCUGAACACCUCAGAGUGGCUGCCCCACCGGCCGGUAAAAUCGGUGCAACGCUUCGUGGGGCUGAAAACCAACCUGCCGCAACUGGCCUCGACCGUGUCCGUCUCGAGCAGCACGGUCGCGUAUGGGGUUCUCAAACGUUAAUACAUUCCCAACUGUUACAUGAUUUUGUCAUGCAGAAGCACUAUCAUCAUCCUCAAGAUCAAGCUGCUCCGCAUGAUAAAUUUGCGAAGGGCCAAACCUCACCUAAGUAAUGUGCCAAAUCUGUCAUGCAAAAGGCGCAACCUUCCCCCUUUCAGUUUUGCCAUUCUUGCAUCACAACAGUUGAGAAUGUAGCAGUUGAGAACGCCAUAUCGCAAAGGACGGGCUUUUCGUCGAUGCCAGCCACUCGCUGGGAAGCAACGGCGACAUCUACGGCGACCCAGCACCCGUGGCUUUUGGGACCGCGAUAGAAUACCAGCAGUGUAUGCAUCGCGAAUGUAGUAUCGUGGUGUUUGUCGUACUAAUCACAGUCGUGCUUGACAGAUCUAGUAUUGCGCCACGACCUGUAGGGAAAUCAGCAUAUACAAAUUGCAUCUCUUCUUUUGGGAGAAUUUGUUUUGCGAGUUAGACAAGUAGGGCGAUAUUUGUUUUGCAAUGCAUAGAAUACACAGCCCAACAGUACUUGUUUACGUACCUCAACUCGUUUCCGGUCCUGAACAAUGUGAAAGACGGUGAGCUGCAGAAGGUCGGCGCCGCCGGCACCGGUGCGGAGUGUUUCGGCGUCAUGUGCCUGCUAUGCAUUCUUGCAACAGCAUCGCACUAGUAGUGAUCGCAUUACAAAUGAAGUAGCUCAGCAUGAUGACAAAUCGAAUUUGUGAUGCUGAUUCACCUUGAGCAAAAGAUUUGUCAUGCAUAAACCGCAAUGACUACGGUACGAGUGCGAUACUUUUGCACCCGAUACCUGCUCGUCGAGAUGUCUACUGCCGCGACAAACGCCGCCAACGCGCUUGGCUAUCGAUUGCAAAUAUGUCUGGGUCUGGAAGGUUUGAACUUGUAAUGCUGGUCUUGCAUUCCUGUGAAAUCUGCGCUGCAUGACCUAGAAAACAAGUUGCAGGAGCCUCUUGUGUCAUACAAAAACGCAGUUUCUCAUGCGGACUGCCUAUAAGAAAGCGCUCUGGAGGAAAGUUGUCAUGCUGGGCUGCGUUCGAAAGUGUUUCCAUCGUCCACAUUUUAGCAUCACAAGUUUCCAGACCCAGAUGACAUUUUUGCAUUUGAUAUCGGCACGGCAUCCACCACCACCGGACAGACGAUGCUGUACCUGAACGCCUUGCCGCUAUCGCAACUGUAUCCCGUGCAAACGGAUUGGUGUAUUUGGCGUAGCAAUUGCUAUUGCAAUUUUAUGCAUGACAAACUCAAACGACCCACGAGGACUUCGACUUUCUUACCACAAUCGCCAUUCGUGGUCUCUUAUGAGAAAGUUUCAGGUCGUUGUGUACGCAAUUGCUACGAGGAGAAUGAAUCUCAAUCUUACAAUGCAUAAACUUCUCGCGAUGUCCGGAGGGGCGGCCACCUCUUCUGGAGGAAACAACGCCACGACUGGGGAUAGCACCGGAGCGGGAACCUCGGCAACGCAUGCCGCACCGGAGGUGUUCGAAAAGACAUCCCUCUCCCUCUCGUCGGUGGUGCACAGAAGGUUAAACCAGGACUGCAUUUUAUGCAGUGUUACAAUUGCUUUUGCCUCCCCACCCCGCCGCGGCUCGAGUUUGUUUGUCAUGUAAAUUAAACCGAUUUGUAAAUGAACAUGAAGAUCAUGGUCCACAACUGCCUCUACCGUUGGUGCCACGGACUCAUGGACUUUCACCUACAAAAUCCGAGUUGCUCUUGAGGCUCUCUCUCUGUCUACUGAUGCUGUUUAUGCAAGACGAAGACAACUUUUUCAGUUUUAUGAUCUUCAUCAGCUGCAGCCCCCGGGAACUGGUGGGGCAUACUAAUUUCCGUUGCAUACUCUCCCGGUGUUACGGGUGUGCUUCUGGAGUUUCCGGUGCCCGACAAAGACACGCGGUUUGAAAUCUACUGGGGUGAUGGGCGAUUGCUGCUGCCGUUUGACCGAAACCUGCAAAAGGUUCCAAACCUUGGCUUAGCGGACAAUCCCCUGACAGCGUGCCAUAUGCACUGCAAAAGACAAAGAGUAGCUCUACUGAGUUGUUGUACUGUGUCUGUGCGCAACACGACGCAAUAUCAAACAGCACGACGACGUGCAUGAGAAACUGAAUCAAGAAGGAUCCGAGUAGUAGAGGAGGUUCCGAGAUCGCCGAAAAAGAUAUUUAAGAAGGAGCAUUGAUGUCUUAUGGUGCGCAAAACCUCGAACGCGAGUGCUCUUUUUGCAGUGCAUAGACCAUCCGAAUAUCGAGAUGAUCGUACGGGAAACCGACCCAAACGCCGAUCGAUAUGGAGUUCUCAAAUGUUACACUCUCAACUGUUACGCGAAUUUGUAUAUGCAAGAACGGCAAAGGUGAAAGGGGGAAGAUUGCUCCUUUUGCAUUACAAAUUCCGCACAGAUUUACAUGCUGUUUAGCCCUCCGGGGAUUUGUCAUGCGUAGCCGCUUGAUCAUCUGUUCUGGCGGCGUAAGGUACUUUUGCAUGACAAAGUCAUGUAACAGUUGAGAAUGUAACAGUUGAGAUCGCCAUAGUCGAAUCAUUCCGCAGAAUCUACCGACGUUCGACAUAGGACCCAUGGAGUACUGCACGCAUGAGAAGGUAGUGCAGAAGUGUUUGGAUAUUUUACACGAUAUUGUGCUGCAACAAAAUUUUAAUUAUGAAGUGUGCUCCUGUGUGCUACCCAUACCCUCUUGUUCUUCUUCGUUAUGCAGAAAUGCUUCUCCGUAGUUCUGACGUGAUUUAGUAUACUUGACAUUCACAGCUCAUGCUCAAGUCAACUUCAGCACUGACAUAAAAAAACAGGCCAUGCAGCAGUGUUGCUGGAUAGAGUGCGGUUACUACAUAAUGGAUUCCCGGAGUAAUCCGCCAAACGGGCCGCUCUGCUGGUUUGCUUUGGAAUACGGAGAGUUGCCACUGGGCACGUCUUAUGCAUUGCAAAUGUUGCUGGUUCUGGAAGAGUCAGACUCAGAGUUUCAGUUUAUCAUGCUAGAAUUUCUGGGUGACACAAAAAUCUGUAGUGCGUGAGCAGCAGAAGCCGCCCAUUCUUGGGCACCCGAAGGAGGCAUUUGUCGUGCAGGAUAGGAGGCAUUCCAGAGUCUUGACCUUCUCAACAAAGCGUGUGACACUACAGCUCAGACGUUCUGGGCCAUGCGACGAGACCUGCAUGACAAACCUUGCAAUCUUGGAGAGCCAGAAAUAUUUGCUCUUGACACGUCUAAAACACCGGAAUACACCGUGUGGCGGGUGCAGUAUGAAUUGCAAAUAUAUCGUAUUUGCUAGGAGUAAUUGCAUCACUACAAAUUAUUUGCUUAGCAUGACGGGAAGGGAAUUUGUAAUGCGGAUGUAGCUUAACGAAGAUGUUUGUCAUGCUUAAGUGCAAAAAUUACUACGAUAAUACGAUAUUUUUGCAACGCAUAUUGAGCGCGUGUCGGCGAAGGUCCGCGAGGACACCAUCAAUGACGAAAUGGAAAACCCGACCGGAAUGCUCAGUUUCGGGGGGAUCGUCCAGGACUCUCUCGACUCCAUUGACUUGGAAGCCGACUAUAUCGCAAGAAAAAACUGUUUCAAUAUGAACUUGUGAUGCAGAAAAUGCAACACAGAACUACUUGUCUUGCUACACGACCUGCAAGACACUGGAUUUUCAAGCGUGUUUUCGAUUAGGAAGCGCGCAUGACAAAUUUUCAGUGUCGUGUGUGACAAACUUGUGAUGCAGAUCUUGCAAAAUCAUCACAGUGAAGCAGUUUUUUCGUGGGAUAGACUACCCAAAACAGCGGCUCCAUGCGGGCGUCGCGAAGACCUACCAACCCUGCGCCUACUGUUCGGUGCGACAAGAAAGCGUGAACAGCCCGCGCGGGAUUCAGGAGUUGCAUGCGGGGAAACGGUCACCGAUGGGGGAUUACAACGAGGAGACGGGUAAGAUGAGCGUGAAAAUCGUUUGGGAACCCCACGUGAUCGAGCCGUUGUUGCAGUUGGGCGGUUUUCCCACCUUCGACCACUGGGUCCAAUCCGGAAACGGGUCGAGCGUAUCAAAUGUAAAAGUGUCUGGGUCUCCUGGAAGAAUGCCAAACUUGUAAUGCAGGUUUUCCAUGACCCAUGAGGUCUGGUAUGUAGGACAUAGCAUGACAGAUUCUGCGUUAGUUCUAUCAUGCCUGUCCUGCAUGAGAAACUGCCUCUCGAUGAGGUCAAAAGUGGACAGCUUUUGGUAAUCAUGCAGCACAAAUUUUUGCAUGACUCAGAUUUAGCAUGACAAGUUGCAAUCUUCAUCCAGACCCAGACACAUUUGCAAUCCAUAGAGCGGCUAUCUGUACAACCUGGAACAAAUCCCCCUGCUUAUCCUAAGCAAAAACGUCCCCACGACCCCAUAGUCCAUUUGCGAAUCUAGCAACACAAAUCUCCAAGUUUUCGGAGCUGUGCAUGACAAGCUUCCCCGUGCAUUGUAGUGCUGGUUAGCAAGGGAAGUCGCAUGAGAAAGCCAUUCUCUCAUCCUGUUUACAGCAGUACAAACUCCAAAACGCGACUGGUUGGUAAUGCCUCUCGUGGAUCUGCGCAUUGCAAAUAUUCCUGUCAUGGCGCAUUUGCAUGACAACCCUGGGGUGGGGACGUUUUUACUUGGGAUACUGCUUACAGAGCAGGAGGCAAACAACCUGACGAACCGGGACCAAGUGAUGCGCACGCAGAUUCAGUUUAUGCAUUGCAAAUAUGUCUGGGUCUGGAAACUUGUGAUGCUGGAUGGCGUAUCAUGAGGAGGCCACAAAUGCUGGCUAAGCAUGACAAGUUUCUGAGCUCCUUCUAGGUGUUGCCUAUUCUGCGUCACAAACUGCGUUUCUGCAUGACAGAAAAAUAGAGCUCUUGGGUAACGUGCGUGACAGAUUUAAGAGCCAUGCCAGACAAGCAUGGCAAACAGACUGACAACAUAUUUGCACUUGAUUCAGUUCAACAACCUACAAAAACCGGGGUUGCGGCUCUUUGUCCGGGUCUACGAGCAGCGGACCACCUCGGACUCCGACUUUUGGAAGGUGAAUAUCAAACAAAAAAGUGUAUAACGUUAACGGUUUUCACUGAUGGCAGUCAUGCAUUACAAAUUUUGCCUUCCAUGCAUGCUAUGCAAUACAAAUUUGCGCACCUCCUUUUCUGAUGGAUCACUGCAUCACAAAUUCCGUUAACGUUAACACUUUUUCCUGUGAUAGUGAACCACACGGAUGCGGUCAGUUUCAAGGACGACCAUACGCUUCGCAAAAGUAUCGUACUCGUAUGAAUGCAUCACAAAUUUCCUCAGCAUGAGAAAUGCUACAAAUAAAAUCUGCAAUGCGGAAUUACCUUAAGGACAGGAUUUGUAAUGCAUGGUUGCAAUGCGAGUGCGAGACUUUUGCACACGAUAGACCAGAAGGUGGAGCAAGGCUGGACCGCGAACCGAAAAGCAAACGGAGACCUGGUGAAUUGGAUCGACAAGGGGGUUUUUCCGGGGUAUUUAUGGAUUGCAAAUAUGUCUGGGUCUGGAAACUUGUAAUGCUAAAAGUGAAUGAUAGACGCACUGCAAUACGCAGCUAUGCAGGUGGACAAAUCUGCUGCUGGCUGCCAUGUCUUACGUAUUCCGCAUGGCGAACUGCGUGUUAGUUUGUAUGACACGUAAGGGGGCCUUUUCGUGCCUAUGCAACACAGAUUCUCGAGUAAUGCCAGAAACGCAUGACAAACUUGCACUCUUCCAGACGCAGACAUUAUUGCAUUCGAUAGUAUUUUCUGGAGUCCAAGUUUCAGGAAUCGGCGGAGUACUACCCAGUGAACCCUUUUUUCGACCCCGAGAAUCCGUUAUGAUAGUGGACAUAGGUCUUCUUGCUCUGCAGGAGGCAGAUUCUGCAUGGAUGGAAAGAUGCACGAAUAAACUACCGGACUUCAUCAUCGGCAAAUCCAAAUAUGCGCAGCUGUUUGAGCUAUUCAUGCGGACGAUGAACUUGCCAUGCAAAGAACUUCACGGACGAACAAAGCGCAACGAGCACGAGCAGUAUUCUGCAUUUUGCAUUGCAAAUGGUUGUCCACUAGCAUAUGGUUCGAAAAACUGGAACUGCUACGCGGGGCGAUCCGUGCCGGUGCCGGACCUCAUCCCCUGGACUAUGAGGGUGCACAACUUCCCGUCCUUCUCAUUUGUAGUUGUACUGCAGCAAGGUAUUCAAUGCACAGUUUACGACGUUUGCGUUUGCCUCUAUGCACGGUUUUCAUGACACAUUUUGGAGCAUCAAACAGUACUGCAGUACGUGUUCAGAUUUGAUGUCGCGAAGAUGAAGCCACAUUUCCGGCGUUGCGUGUGCUGCUGCUCAUGCCAUUCAAAUGCGCGGGAGGGGGGUUGUGCGCCGUUAUAUGGAGCCGAGCGAAUGCGGAGCUGUUUUCAUAUCCACAGGAAAUAGUAUUGCAUUUUCCGUACUGCGUGUACGAUUCCAAAUACAUGAUCAAAUGCGGUUCCUGCAUAAAAAAGCUUCUUUCCCACGCUAUUCAGCAUGGCAAGCAGUAUGUUUCCCUAGGUUCGUGGCGAUAAAAUUUGUGGUGCAUUUUGUAUAUGACCACCAGUACUGACGGGAAAUUCAAAUUUGUAUUGCAUACUUCAGACGCGCAGCCUAGAAGAGGUGGUGGAGGUACGAUACGAAAUAGGUUGGGAUUCCUAUUUACGAUAACCACGACGAUCAUCGCCUCCGCGAUAAUACCUACCAGACCUUAGUGUACUACCACAGUGCUAUAGUACCAAUGACUAUCUACAACGAAAGGAAUAUACCGCGAUGAAGAUGAACAAGCGCUAGUAGCCCCUUGCAACAUCAAGUUUUCUUUUCCCGCCAAAACUACAAAAUAGAAAAGAAAAA